AUGUGUGUCAAGCAGAAAGAUUUUCCACAGAAAAAAUGGGCUCCUUGUCCUUCACUUAGACCGCAUCUUCCAAUUGAUUGGCCUUGUAUCAGAGCGGUUGAAUUGUGUAAUGGAAAUCGAGAUUGUCCAAAUGGUGAAGAUGAGGAACCGAACAUGUGCAUGUUUCAUUCUUUGAAUCAAGGAUCAUUGCGUCAAUUGCAGCGGGACUUUUUGAGAUUCAGUGCCAUAUACGGAAUUCGACUAACCAAAGUGAAACUGAGUUUGGGAGAUCCGCUUGACCAGCAGUCUUCGAGCAAUGUCCAAUUCGACACGGUCGAUAAAUGUGAACAUUCGAACGGACGACGACGCAUGAAGAAGCUU
Messenger RNA from Mesorhabditis belari, 360 nucleotides. Lineage: Eukaryota; Metazoa; Nematoda; Chromadorea; Rhabditida; Rhabditidae. The record is from the annotation of a GenBank genome assembly.